AUGCCGGUGGACGGACAGACGGUGGCAGUGCAUUACUAUGCGCGGCUGGGGGCGAAGCAGGGCUGGCGGUUCGACAAUACGUUCGAGCACCGCGAUGCGAGUGGGGAGCCGAUUCCGUAUGAGUUCGUUGUUGGGGAUCCCAAGGUCAUUCAAGGGCUGAGCAUCGCAGUGCGGGGCAUGAGGGUGGGUGGAGUGCGCAGAGCCAUCAUCCCUCCCAACGUGUCAUAUCAAACCAUAGAGGAUCUGCCUCUUCCUCCCAGAUAUUCUGACAGGCAACGCCUGUUUACCACUGUUUUCAACCCUACACGGCUUGCGAAUGGGGAAGGGUCUUCACUUGGCACAGUUAUCUUUGAUAUCCAGCUGCUUGGAAUCAGAAGCCCUGUGUAG
Messenger RNA from Closterium sp. Yama58-4, 387 nucleotides. Lineage: Eukaryota; Viridiplantae; Streptophyta; Zygnematophyceae; Desmidiales; Closteriaceae. The record is from the annotation of a GenBank genome assembly.